UCAAUUUUAUCUCGUGCUGUCGACAAGCUCCCGUCUAUCCAAACUAUAGAUCCAAUAGAGGCUCGAACUGAGAUUGCAAAAGCUCUGGAGCCUUUUCUAGGUCUCUCGGCUGCAUGGUGCCCUAUAGCGGUCGUUCGUGAAGAACCACUAAAACAACUGUCGAUUGAUCUUGGUUUGCUUGGAGAGAGGGUUCAAGAAGCUCAAAGGGAUUUAACUAUGAGGCGAUGUUUGAUUCGAACGGAUUCAAUUAACUCUAUGAUAAAAGACUGCGCUGGUGUGGAGACGCGUCUUGGUCUGCAUUCUGCUGUUCUGAAUGACCUUCAACCUGAGCUGCAACAAAUGUGGCAAGAACAGAAAAUGUUGUUUGACUGGUUCAUAGUGGAAGAAUGUCUAUCGCUGAGAGAAACCGCACGCCACGUGCUUACCGCAGCUAAACAACUCGUCCCUUAUGCAGCAUGCAUAGAGAGCAUGAGCGCCCUUAUAGAUCCUAAGCGAUGCCAUCCACCUGAUCCAGCUCCGAUGGAAAGUAUCUGCAUGCAGAUUACCGGUAUAGAACCCAAUAGUGAAAGUCGCAUACAGGCGAUAGAGAAGGAAGAGCAAAACAGGCGGGCUGUGCAAGAAGCAAAGAAGAGAGAGGAACUUGCUGAACGAGAGGAAACCGCAUCGGACUUGGAGAUGGAGUCUGUUGUCUGGCGUGAAAACUUUGAGUUGACUGGUGAGGAGAAACUGGAAACCGUUGACUUGGCCAUCCAGGAAGAGGAACGAUGCAGUUCUUCUCUUUCUUUAACCCAACCAUCUAGUUCUACCGAUGCAUUACCCUCAUUAGAACAGCUACUCGGGCAUCGUAUACCGCUUGCUAACAGAGUUACUGUGGAUGUUGGAGUAUCUCACCAAUCCAUGUUGCAAUCACUACAUGACGUUUUUGCAAGCCAAAGAUCCGAUAACGAAACCCCAGUUUGUGAGGAACCAAAUAUGUUAGCAAGUGCGGUGAAGAUCGCCCAAAAGAUGCAUGGAAUGCCAAUACCAAAGACAAGAAAAGAGAAGAAGCGAGAAGUAACGCCUGAAACUCCUAAAAAGACGAAAAAGGAGCGAAGACGUCGGAAGAAGCGGAGCGGUGAUUCAGCUGAAAACAGAGAAGAAGCGGUCGUGAAUAAUAUCGCAGAUACGUCGGAAACUAUGCCUGAACGAUGCAGCUCUUCCCUUUCUUUAACCCAACCAUCUAGUUCUACCGAUGCCUUACCCUCGCUAGAGCAGCUAUUAGGGCAUCGUAUACCUCUUGCCAACAGAGUUACUGUGGAUGUUGGGGUUUCCCACCAAUCCAUGUUGCAAUCACUACAUGACGUUUUCGCAAGCCAAAGAUCCGAUAACGAAACACCAGUUUGUGAAGAACCAAAUAUGUUAGCAAGUGCGGUGAAGAUUGCCCAAAAGAUGCAUGGAAUGCCAAUACCAAAGACAAGAAAAGAGAAAAAGCGAGAAGUAACACCUGAAACUCCUAAAAAGACGAAAAAGGAACGAAGACGCCGCAAGAAGCGGAGCGGUGAUUCAGCUGAAAAUAGAGAAGAAGCGGUCGUGAAUAAUAUCGCAGAUACGUCGGAAACUAUGCCUGUCCCAGAUGUCCCUUACAUACCUAGUCGGGUUUUUAGCGCUAGUGAUCUAUCACUUGCGAAGCUUGGCUCGUUCGAGGCGAAAGAGAAAAUGCUGCGGUCGCUAAGGGAAAAAAUGGCCAGAUCAGAUGAUAGUUCUUGA
This is a messenger RNA of Strongylus vulgaris, 1746 nucleotides long. NCBI's taxonomy places the organism in Eukaryota, Metazoa, Nematoda, Chromadorea, Rhabditida, Strongylidae. The record is from the annotation of a GenBank genome assembly.